This is a messenger RNA of Dissoconium aciculare CBS 342.82, 683 nucleotides long. RefSeq lists its product as uncharacterized. The record is from RefSeq and is a predicted model, not a curated record. Bases 75 to 554 code for a protein of 159 amino acids. The transcript has a single exon. NCBI's taxonomy places the organism in Eukaryota, Fungi, Ascomycota, Dothideomycetes, Mycosphaerellales, Dissoconiaceae.
GCGUAUGGUAUUUUUUCCAGUCGGAUCUCGACCAGGCACGCGAGGAUGCAGUACCGUGAGCACCUAGUUACUGCAUGGAUCGAGGUUUCAUGGCCGUGAUGAUCCUUGCACAAUGCCUCACACUCUCGAGUGACUGCUACUAUCCUACUAUGCUGCUGCUCCUGUGUGUUGUACUGACCACUGUAAUCGGUACCCACUGCCUAAACUUCCCCAUUGCAAAAGUGUACGUACACCCGGGUGUUGCACUGGGUGUGUCGAUCAUACCUUUGGUUCACCCAGACGCCGAAGAAGAUCCAGUACACGGGUGGCGCAAUAUCAGUGAUAAUAAUGAUAAUCGUGUUGUUUGUCAAUGCUUGCAGCCGUCGCUGCUGACGAUCGGACUGCUGGUCGGGCGGGCGGGCAGGCACAUGCAGACCGCCGACUCUCGACCAAAGAAAAGCGACAUGGUCAGCGUACGAAGACUUGAUCGAUGGUGUUCUCUUCCGUCUGCCACUCCGCGUCCUUUCGUUUGCUUCGCGUCGUCCGCUUCGUCUCUGCCGCUGGCUCGUGACUGACUUUGUCGCGCCCUCGACCAUGGAUCUGUCCUCACGGGAAAUAUUGUGUCUGAGGGACUUCCACCUCUCGCAUCUGCAUCUGCGCACCGUCCCUGUGCCCCGUGCGGCCGGAUCGGAGGAUUCGUUGCU